CCCGAUGGCACCGCGCUCGCCCUGAGCCCCCGGCCACUGGCCCCGGGCUGGCCAUGGCCCUGCGGCGGCUCCUGCAGCCCAGCCCGGGCAGCGGCCCCGGGGGCGAGCGGGCGCUGCCCACGGCCCGCUCACAGCUCGCCUUGGCCAGAUCCAGCUCCUCAGGUGACUCCUCCAAGCCCCAAAGGCACCUCGUUGCUAUAUUGAAGGAAGACAAGGAGACAUUCGGGUUUGAAAUCCAGACUAUCAGGUUUCCGCAGCAGAACGAUUUCUCCCUGGAGGUGUGCACCUGUGUCUGCAGGAUCCAGGAGGAAAGCCCAGCCCAUCUCUCUGGCCUGCAGGCUGGGGACAUCCUCACCAGCAUCAACGGCGUCAGCAUCCAGGGCUUCGGCCACAAGCAAAUCGUGGACCUGAUAAAGUCUUCAGGGAACUAUUUGAGGUUAGAGACUGCCAACGGGGCCCUGUUCCUGAGGAAAAUGGAGCUGGAGGCCAAACUGCAGGCUCUCAAGGUACUAUGGUUAAUUAUCUGUUCCCCUGCCGAAUGGGGAUACGGGACCCUCCCGCGCAAGAGCCGCCGCGCCAGCGUUCGGAAACACCUCCUGAGGUUCAUCCCGGGCUUCCACCGGGCGGUGGAGGAGGAGGAAAGCCGGGUCUGAUGCCACAGGGGUCACCCUGCUCUCGCCGGGGCACGCCGCGGGCACAGCAGCUCUGAUGAGACCCACACGGCUCUGGGUGGUAAUUACUGCCGUUUUUAAUCAGAGCCCGCUGCGGACCUCUUCAUCAACGUGAAAAAUGAGUGACUCCAAAACGUGAAGAACCUUUGCAGAACUUCCUCAGCGAACCUCACUGUUAAUAACAGUUUUUAAUUGAAUACGAAAUUGAUAGCUAUUUAUUCCCUGCUGCCGGAGUCAGUGUCUUCCAAAGGUCUUGA
Messenger RNA from Ficedula albicollis (Collared flycatcher), 928 nucleotides. RefSeq names its product cytohesin 1 interacting protein (gene CYTIP). Lineage: Eukaryota; Metazoa; Chordata; Aves; Passeriformes; Muscicapidae. Gene Ontology annotation, cellular component: cell cortex. The transcript has 7 exons. The record is from RefSeq and is a predicted model, not a curated record. Gene Ontology annotation, molecular function: protein binding. The coding region runs from base 54 to 653 and encodes 199 amino acids. Gene Ontology annotation, biological process: regulation of cell adhesion.